This is a messenger RNA of Lodderomyces parapsilosis, 2049 nucleotides long. RefSeq lists its product as uncharacterized. Bases 1 to 2049 code for a protein of 682 amino acids. NCBI's taxonomy places the organism in Eukaryota, Fungi, Ascomycota, Pichiomycetes, Serinales, Debaryomycetaceae. The transcript has a single exon. The record is from RefSeq and is a predicted model, not a curated record.
AUGUCAGAACUGGAACAAGUCCCACCGGCUGUAUCUGAAGUUGCCCUUUCUCAAGAAGCGCCAUCUUAUGAAGAAGCCGUUGCACCCGCAACCACAAACUCAAACUCAACCAGUAGUGAUACCACUGAACUUCCCUCAUCACCUACCAAACCCAAAAAAAAAUCAGUUGGUUUUGCUCCACCGCCAGAAGAAGAUUUACGAGAAUACCACAAGUACUUGAAACAAAAAGAAGAAGCCGAAUUGAAAUCAUCCCCUUUCCAUAAAAUCCCUCCUGAACUUGCUUAUUUAGAAAAGAGAAAUAAACAAGCACCACCAAAACCAAUUGAUCAACCCACAAGACCAGCAAAACCAAACAGUAGAUUGAGAUUAACUGAUUUACCUGAUUUGAGUAAAUUGAAAUUUUUUGAUGUCAAGGAUCUUUCCGUACAGAAUAAGGAAACUGAAUUACAAUUCCAUUACACAACAAUUGACUUACCACCAUCCUCGGGAAGUGUUCUAGUUGAUGUCAAUUAUGGAUCUUUGAACUCAUUUGACUUAAGUAAAGUUAAUCAAUACUUGUUGAAUAUGAGUAAUGUGAAAGUUGUGUUGGGGUAUGAAUUUGCUGGUGUUAUAACUCAUGUGGGGUCAUCAAUGCAAAAAAAGUUUGCAGUGGGCGAUUAUGUGUUUGGGUUGAUUGAUCCUACUUCAAGAAGGGGUGCCUUGUCAUCUAGCCAGAUCAUUUAUCCCGGUAGAGACGUGUUGGUGAAGGUUGAUGAGAACGUAUUGAACCAAUUGAAUGACAUUGACAUUGAUUUGGAUGCAAAUGAUGAUAAUAAGGCAUUUGAAGUUGGAGAAGAGGAAACGGAAGCAACUAAUUUAGUUGAACAAACACAAGCUAAUGAGAUAUCCACAUCAGUGGAGUCAGAAGAUGUCAAUACCGCAAAGUCAGAAGAAUUAAGGGAUGCCGAAGAGGCUGAGGGUGUAACAACCCCAUCGAAAUCACCCCGUGAGGAAAACAAGGCAAACACAGACACUAAUGUCGACUCCAAUGUGGAUGAUCUAGUCUCCAGAGCUGGCAAACUGACAUUAGAGUCCAAGAAAACGGCGUUGCCUCCAUUGGCCAAAUUAUCUGCCAUUUCUUUACUUUACAAUCGAGCAAAACAAAUGCUUCAACUGUUGAAUAGCAAGAAUAAGAAAGUAAAUAUUUUAAUCAAUGGGGCAGACACUGAUAUUGGAUUGACAAUUAUUCAAGUGCUUUUGGCAGAGUAUCAAUUUGAAUUUAUAAGUUUAAUCCUUAUAAUACGUGAGAAAUCACUUGAGUAUAUGGAUAAUUUGCUUGAAAGAUUUGAGAAAAAAUAUUAUGACCCAUCAACCACCAAACGAUUAAAAUGUAUUUCAUUUGAUGUUGUUAAUGAUGGACUUUAUUUCCCUGGUGAACGAGUACCUAUAAGUUACAAAAAACCCGAUUUUUUUGCAACUGAAGUGAUUGAUGCAUUAUUGGUGCCCCACGGUAAUGAACUUAUUGAUAAAUCAAAUGUCAAUGAAUACAAACUAGAUUUGUUUAUUGAUUUAAUUGGAUGUAAAAAAUAUUUCCAACUGACAUCAACUAAAUUACAUGAGAUUGAAACGUUGAAUAUGCCAUUUAAACAAAAUAUUUCUACAUCAAUUGAGAAUUUAUUCGAUGCUAAAACAAAAGAACCAUUCCUUACUCGAAUCUUGAAACCCAAGAAGUUGGGAUCAGCUGUGGUUAGUGGAUGUAAAUUUACCUUGCGUGAGCCAAGUUAUAACAUUGAUAAAUUGAUUGAUUUCAGUGAACAGGGUGUGUUGAAUCCAUGGACCAGUAAAUGGUCAAGCAAUAUCUUGAAUAACUGGACGUCGUACAACUAUUACGAGGAGAUUUAUUUGAAGAUUAAACAAAAAUGGGCUGAACAAGCACUUCAAUUGGUUCUCGAUGAUAAAUUAAAGUUUAAGAUCGAUAAGUUUGUUGAUUGGAGGAAGGAUUAUAAGAAAUACGUGAAAGCAUUGAAGGAAAAUGACGGAAAGAUUAUCCUCGAAGUGGAGGAGUUUUAA